This is a messenger RNA of Guyanagaster necrorhizus, 816 nucleotides long. RefSeq names its product DUF1445-domain-containing protein. Gene Ontology annotation, molecular function: D-glutamate cyclase activity. The transcript is spliced from 3 exons. Gene Ontology annotation, biological process: glutamate metabolic process. Lineage: Eukaryota; Fungi; Basidiomycota; Agaricomycetes; Agaricales; Physalacriaceae. The record is from RefSeq and is a predicted model, not a curated record. Bases 1 to 816 code for a protein of 271 amino acids.
AUGUCUAUCUCUCAGGCUCUAACUCCUCAUGAUGUUCGCAUCCAAUGCAGGACCAAGACCUUCACUGCGCCAAGUACUGCGGGUCUCUGUCCCGGAUAUUCGCAGGCAAAUGUUAUAAUUUUGCCCAAUAAAUUUGCUGCCGACUUUCGGUUGCUCUGUGCACGAAACCCCGUUUCAUGCCCUCUCCUUGGUGAGACGAAACCGGGUAACCCUCAAGUCCCCAAAGCGCUUGCGACAGAUAGCGAUGUUCGGUCCGACUGCCCUUCCUACAACAUUUAUCGUGAUGGCGUAUUUGUUCAGCAAAAGGAAAGCAUAGAGAAAGAGUGGCGCGACGAUAGUGUUGCCUUCUUCAUUGGCUGUUCUUAUUCCUUUGAGGCAGCCCUCGCCAAGAACGGGCUUACUCCGAGACACGUGCAGCUAGGCCGUGCCGUCCCUAUGUACAAGACAAAGUACCGGCUCUGUCCCGCUGGAGUUUUUGGUGGACACAUGGUAGUAUCCAUGAGGCCAUACCGUUUAGCUGAUCUCGAGCGUGUCCGUAAUAUUACCCGUCCUUUCGUCAAAACCCAUGGAGAACCUGUCGCCUGGGGUCCGGAGGGCGCCAAAUCCCUUGGGAUCACUGAUCUCGAUGGCACAAAUCCCGACUUUGGCGAUCCUACCGAGAUUCAAGAUGGAGAAAUAGCUGUUUAUUUUGGGUGUGGAGUGACACCUCAGCUGUCAGUUAUGGACAGUGGCAUCUCCGGGGAAGUAGUUGGUCACACGCCUGGACGCAUGCUGAUGCUGGAUAUCAAAGAUGAAGAUGUGUGUGUGUCGUUUUAA